Messenger RNA from Lottia gigantea (owl limpet), 1269 nucleotides. RefSeq lists its product as hypothetical. The coding region runs from base 171 to 758 and encodes 195 amino acids. The transcript has 5 exons. Lineage: Eukaryota; Metazoa; Mollusca; Gastropoda; Lottiidae. Gene Ontology annotation, cellular component: ciliary basal body; motile cilium. The record is from RefSeq and is a predicted model, not a curated record. Gene Ontology annotation, biological process: regulation of cilium beat frequency involved in ciliary motility; cilium assembly; positive regulation of cell motility.
CUGUGGCAACCCAUAUCACUACGCACACCUUGACAACAGUGUUAAGUCAAUCUACACACAACGGUAUCUUCACUUGACAACUUGUUCAUUUGGUUGGAGUAAUAAAAGGCUCGAAACAUCUUACUGUUUCAUUAUUACUCUUGGUUCCAUCUUCACAACAACAUAGCAAAAUGUUCAAGAAUACUUUCCAAAGCGGAUUUUUAUCCAUUCUCUACAGUAUCGGAAGUAAACCUUUACAAAUUUGGGACAAAAAGGUACGAAAUGGUCACAUCAAACGUAUUACUGAUAACGAUAUCCAGUCUUUAGUUUUGGAAAUAGUUGGUACAAAUGUCAGCACAACAUUCAUACAAUGUCCAACAGAACCAAAGAAAACAUUAGGAAUCAAAUUACCUUUCCUUGUCAUGAUCAUUAAAAAUUUGAAGAAAUAUUUUACAUUUGAAGUUACGGUACUUGAUGAUAAAAAUGUUAAAAGGCGAUUCCGUGCCAGUAAUUACCAGAGCACCACCAGAGUCAAACCAUUUAUUUGUACUAUGCCAAUGAGGUUAGAUGAUGGCUGGAAUCAAAUUCAGUUCAAUUUAUCAGACUUUACACGAAGAGCCUAUGGUACCAACUACAUUGAAACCCUCCGAGUACAAAUCCAUGCCAAUUGCCGAAUCCGAAGAGUCUACUUUUCGGAUAGAUUAUACUCCGAAGAUGAAUUACCUGCAGAAUUUAAAUUAUAUUUACCAGUUCAAAACAAGGUCCCCAACAAGGUUUAACAAGUGAAUAAUGAAAACCAUUACAGACUUUGUUUAUAAACUUUACAAUGUUCCUAUGGAAUGACAAUAAUUUUUAACAAAUUGCGGAAAAUUUUGGGUAAAUGUGUACACAGGAAAUUAAUAUAAGCACAAACAUUACUGUGACAAACGAUUCAUUAGCAGGAUGUGGAAGGAUCUGGGAUGUACAGAAAGCAAAAUAAAAAUAUUUCUAUCAUCGUGAACUAAAUUUGGCAUGGCUUGACAGGGAAAUAUUUGGCAUAGUCUUGCAAUAUCUGCAUUCUUAUAUAUAUAUAUAUAUCCGAUACUGGUUAUUUCUUUGUUAUGUUACUAAUAUUAUUUUAAAAAUGCCAGGUAUUUCUCUGUUUAUCGCAUGAUGUAUAUUAAGACAUUACCUACAUACAUUUAAGUCAACAUUAAAGUAAUAUAUAUUGUUAUAUAUGCAUUUUAACAAUGUAUAUAAAAAUUUUGUAAAUAUGCAUUCUGUAGAAUAAAUGAGAAUCAUAGUAUUUAA